Messenger RNA from Colletotrichum scovillei, 1488 nucleotides. Its product is annotated as ubiquinol-cytochrome-c reductase cytochrome c1. NCBI's taxonomy places the organism in Eukaryota, Fungi, Ascomycota, Sordariomycetes, Glomerellales, Glomerellaceae. The record is from RefSeq and is a predicted model, not a curated record. The transcript has a single exon. The coding region runs from base 283 to 1488 and encodes 401 amino acids.
GGAGCGUUGCGGUGCACUCCAUCAAGGUGGUCUUCUCUCUUGAAGUUAUGGCUGACAUUGGAUCCAGCCUUUCCCGAGUACCCUAACAACAACUCAAAACCUUUCUCCAAUGUGCCCAUUGCCACAUACAUACUUGUCGAAAGAUGAUGCGACCCUGGGACCCUUUCAUUCCCCUAGACCAUCUAAAUCCACUUCAUCAACAAACUUCCGGCCCUCCAAAACCAGGCUGAGUACAUACAGCAUCCUUGUGAUAUACGACAGGAAACACCCCAUCCCCCAAGUAUGGCUUCGACGAUGGAAGAGGAGAUUUACCUCACCAUGCAACAUGUCUUCUUCAUAAAGCACGCCGAGAUCCGUCGCCUAAACGCCAUUCAACGCAGAAUUCACGCUUGCUUGAGCCCAGCGAUCAACGCUCUGGACUUGAAGUAUUCCCGGCCAGUCGUCGCCAGUACGUGCCAGAAACUCCUUAAGGAGAGGAUCUUCGAAAGCAGAUGGGAAGCUGAGAAGCGGUUUCCUCGAUUCUUUCAACAGGUCUCGCCUUCACCACAAGUAGUAGCUACACCGGCGAAUGUGCCAGAGACGUCGGAGGCUACGAGGCAAGAGGGUGGUUCAGGACGAGAGGCUGAAGAAAGUAUGGCAGAUCCGGGGUCUUACACUAGUCAGGCUACAACGGAGAUGGGCGACACGGCAAGCACCACGACCAGCAGCGACACCGCCAUCGCCGAGUCAACGGCAACGACAACUGCGCAACAGCUACCUAUAGAGGCCGCAACUAUACCCGCGCUGCGCACCGCCUUCCUAUCAUACGAAGCCCAACACGCUCUCUUCACAAAGAUCCAAACCCUUCUAGAGAAGGCCUGCUUCGACUACGCGAAGCAGGCGCACCCCAAGAUCCUGGAAGCAGGACAAUGGGAGUCGCCCGAAUGUGUCGAGCUACAGAUGUGGAUGUGGAUCUUCAAGAACGAGGUGUUUGAUACAUUUCAAGCUGAAACCGCGCCGCUGCCGCAUACAGACUGGCACACCUUCUUCGAAUCGAUCAAGAAAAUUCGGCACAAGGCCGUUCAUCGCGAGGUUCUCUGCGUCGCGGAUGUGAAGGCGUACCUCGCUGACGCAGAGAGCCUCGCGAAGCUGCUGCGGCAGGGCGAGUGCCUGGCUAAGCUAGGCGCUUUGAGGGAAGAGAUGGAGAUGGUGCUGGCGAUUUCGGAGCGGAAGAAUGAAGGGCUGAGGGUCAAGUAUCAGGCCAAGUUUGGUGAGAUUGGGGCGCGGAGGAAGGAGCUGGAUGAGCUUGAGAGGCGGACGAGGGAGGAAAUGGCGCGGGAGCAUAGGAGGAUGCAGAGUGAUCUGGGGGUUGGGUUCAAGCUUGCUGUCGCGGAGAUGAAGGAGGCAGAGACCCCCAGGAAGGAAGGCGGAACGGGUGGGGAUAAAGAAGAAGAUGCGGGCUCCUGGGGGCUUGUCGAUGGUUUCUGGAGACUAUUUUCUGGUCGGUGA